GCCCUAUGAUAUUUGUCCUAUAAAUGGAGCACGUAUGAUACAACGGAAAGAAAAGAUUAAAACAAGCAGAGCUUAUGAGUAUAAUGCUGUUCAUUAUCUUUUGGGCAUUUUGUAUUUUAGUUCCCUCAUUAGCAGUAAACAAUACACACAGAGAUUUAAUACUGAAAACAAUGUUUGAUGAUUAUAAUCCUGCCAUCCCACCGAAUUAUAAUAAUGAUGAACCAUUGACAGUUGAAAUACAAGUUUAUAUAUUGAGCAUUGAUUCAAUGAGUGAUUUAUCAAAGGAUUUUGCAAUGAGCAUAUUUCUGCGACAAAGAUGGAAAGACAAACGUUUAAAGUACGACCGUAUACAAGGUGUUCCAGCUUUACAACUAAACACUAAGUCAAUUAACGGAGUAUGGGUUCCGGACUUGUUUAUUUUGAAUGAGAAACGAGCAACUAUUCACAAUGUAGUAGUGCCAAAUAAAUUAUUACACAUACAACCCGAUGGGUCUAUACUUUACAGCAUCAGGAUAUCUGGAACUUUUUCGUGUGACGUUGAUCUACUGAAAUAUCCUUUAGACAGUCAAAUUUGUCCGUUGAUAAUAGAAAGCUAUGGCUACACGUCCGAGACACUGGUACUACAAUGGUAUAAAGAAGCAGUAGAAAAGAAAGAAGAUAUCAUUUUAUCACAAUUCAGCCUUGAUUGUAUAAAAACAUUCAAAUGUGACAAACAAUAUGCUGGAAUGAAUUUCUCAUGUGUACAAAUGAACAUUAAACUGGAUCGUUUGUACGACUACUAUCUGCUGCAGAUAUACGUGCCAAGCAUUCUUGUUGUUAUAUUAUCAUGGGUAUCAUUCUGGAUUAGUGUUGAUGCUACGCCUGCAAGAAUAUCACUCGGAUUACUCACGGUUUUAGCUAUGACAACACAAAGCUCCGGUUUACCGAAAGUAUCGUAUUUCAAAGCAAUUGAUGUGUGGAUGGUGUCAUGUCUGUGCUUUGUAUUUGCAGCAUUGAUAGAAUUUGCAUAUGUUAACGUUUUAUCACGUGUGGAACAAAGGAGACAAUCUCAUGUAGUAGAUAUAACUAAUAACAAAACUGAACAUAUAAGACGAAGUCUUCCAGAAAAGAAAUAUGGCCAACAGAGAAAAGGCUCGGAACGUUGACAAGAUAUCAAGGGUUAUCUUUCCUCUGCUAUUUUUGUUAUUUAAUGUAAUCUACUGGACUGUAUAUAUAUUUGACUGAGAUC
Messenger RNA from Mytilus californianus (California mussel), 1228 nucleotides. Its product is annotated as glycine receptor subunit alpha-2-like. Gene Ontology annotation, biological process: chloride transmembrane transport; nervous system process; chemical synaptic transmission. Lineage: Eukaryota; Metazoa; Mollusca; Bivalvia; Mytilida; Mytilidae. The transcript has 9 exons. The record is from RefSeq and is a predicted model, not a curated record. Bases 75 to 1145 code for a protein of 356 amino acids. Gene Ontology annotation, molecular function: transmembrane signaling receptor activity; extracellular ligand-gated monoatomic ion channel activity; neurotransmitter receptor activity. Gene Ontology annotation, cellular component: synapse; neuron projection; membrane.